AUGGCACAUAACUGCUAUCCCAUAUCUCACAAAGUUUAUUGGGUGUACCUUUUAAUAAUUGGUGCUAAACCAAGUCAAUUUUUCUUCUGUUCAGGGGAACGCCCUUUUCACUGCAACCAGUGUGGAGCAUCAUUUACUCAAAAGGGGAAUCUCUUGCGUCACAUUAAAUUACAUUCUGGGGAGAAACCCUUUAAGUGUCCGUUCUGUAGCUAUGCCUGCCGAAGGAGGGAUGCACUUACCGGUCACCUCAGGACACACUCAGGUAAGUUUCUGUUAAAAGGAAAUGUUGUCUUAGAAUUCUUUAUCAAAUGCUUAUUUUGGCAUUUGCUACUCCUUUGA
Staurois parvus is the source of this 339-nucleotide messenger RNA. The record is from the annotation of a GenBank genome assembly. Lineage: Eukaryota; Metazoa; Chordata; Amphibia; Anura; Ranidae.